ACCGUCAACCACUGUAAGCGGUAGUUGAAUGUCCACGUUAACUGAUGAUUGACAGCCGUCAGAACAUUUCGCGCAGAUUUGGGCAGAAGCAGACUGAUCAUGAGCACAGAGACUCAUGUGAAGGACGUUAAACCUGGACUCAAGAAUCUCAGUGUCAUCUUCAUCGUGCUGGAAACAGGACGAGUGACGAAGACCAAAGACGGUCAUGAGGUGCGCACAUGUAAAGUGGCUGACAAGACAGGCAGCAUCAGUAUAUCCGUUUGGGACGAAGUCGGUGGCCUCAUCCAGGCUGGUGACAUCAUCAGACUUAACAAAGGUUAUGCCUCAGUUUUUAAAGGCUGUUUGACGCUGUACACUGGAAGGGGAGGUGAACUACAGAAGAUUGGAGAAUUCUGCAUGGUGUAUUCAGAGGUGCCAAACUUUAGUGAGCCAAAUCCAGAAUAUUUGGCCCAGAUGAAUAAAACGGGACUGAAUGACCAGAGCAACAUGAACAGCAGCACUGCUGCCCCUGCAGGUAAUGACACUCCCAAUGGAAAUGGGGUGAAUUCUCAAGGCUCUGGCAACUCUACUAAUCCACAGCCGGGUAGACGAGCAAGUAGUGGAAAUGGAAACAGGUCAACACCAAGCCCGGGUGUGGGAGGAAGUACUGUGAGCAAUGGCAAGGAGACACGACGAAUGGUCAAAAGAUGAUUUUGUUCAGUAAUGAAUCAGCAUACAGUAAUAAUUUCAAAAUGGUUGUGAGCAGCUAUUUGU
Sinocyclocheilus grahami is the source of this 753-nucleotide messenger RNA. RefSeq names its product SOSS complex subunit B1-A-like. Bases 100 to 690 code for a protein of 196 amino acids. Gene Ontology annotation, biological process: double-strand break repair via homologous recombination; mitotic G2/M transition checkpoint; response to ionizing radiation. Gene Ontology annotation, cellular component: SOSS complex. The transcript is spliced from 7 exons. The record is from RefSeq and is a predicted model, not a curated record. Gene Ontology annotation, molecular function: DNA binding. Lineage: Eukaryota; Metazoa; Chordata; Actinopteri; Cypriniformes; Cyprinidae.